GGCUAAAAUAUAAUGUAUUUUAAAGUUAUUCAAUGGUUCAACCUCGACCAACCCAAUUAGUCCAAUUUUUAUCAUUUCAAAUAUAUAUUUUAUAAUUAUUUGACAUCAUAAUGAUCAAAUUAUAGUGUAUUUUAUAGGGAAUCGUUUGGUAUUUGUUAGUAAAAAACUAAACAUAAAAAUCUAUUUGGUUAUUUUAAACAUUAAAACGAUCCUCAACAUUUUCAGUUCCUUUUGAAUUUAUAUGGUUUUAUUCCCGAAUAAGUGAUGUGCAAAUGGCGAAUUGUAGUCGUCUUUUUUCUUUCACUAUUUUUUUAUUUUCAAAUAGAAAGUUUAAAAGUAAAGAAUAAUUAGAAUUUGGCAUGGGUCGGUCAAACAGGUUGAAUUUCAAAUUUUGGCCCAUUUGUUUUAUGCAUUGCAAAUUUAUUAGCAUGUUGAUGGAAAUGGCUUGGAAAAAAAGACAUAUAAGUUGUAUCUUUGCAGAAAUGUCCUCAAAUGUUUGAAUGCUUUGUGAAUCAGGUUCUGUGACUUUUGUGAUGGUGUAUGUGCUUGACGAUUGCUCGAUGUUGUAACUACUUAAUUUAAGAGUAAAUCUUUUGACUUUCCCUAUGAGUUGUGAUACCAGUUCUGGUGGUUGCAGCAUGUUGUCGUUGUUGGCCUGUAAAAGUUGUUCCGCCGUGAUGCUAAAUACCUUUCUUUCUUUUUUAACAAAUUGUGUAGUAGUGUUAUGAAACAGACCACCCAUGAACGCUACGCUUAUUAUGUUCUGUUCUUACUUCCGGUGGUGAGAAAUUGUGAAUUGAGAAUCAUAUUCGCCUACCGCACUGUGUCUGGUUGGUGGCUGCUUACUGUGCUCUCUAGAGUUAUGAAACAGACUACCCAUGAACUUUACCCUUAAGAGUCCACAACUUUGCGAAAAACCAAAUAUAGGCAAUCAAAGGUGGUGGAUGUGUGAUGAUUUUUUAUGGCUUAAUUGUUUGUGAAUUAGAUAUCUGAUCUUUGUAUGAUUAGAGGGGAUGUUUGCUUAAUAGAAUAAUCCAUUUUAAUUCAUGUUUAUUUUUAACAUGAACUUUAGUAACUCAAAACCUUUGAGACACAUAUCACCUACUGCAUUGUAGCAUUUUGCCUGGGUGCUUCCUGUGUUGUCAAACUUCUUUGCUGCUGAUGCAUUUACACUAACAAGAGAGUUAAGAACCCAUGAAUGUUUCCGUUUGACACAAACAAGAGGACUUAUUCUAAAUCGUGCACUAAAGAUGAUUGGAGGAAACAUCUCUGUUGCAGUUGAUACACUGGAGACCAUAACAAAAGCAACGUAUAACAUCAAAACCAACCAUCUGAACUAUUAGCAUUGUUGCUUUACUCUUUUUUCGUGGUUGAGUCUCCUUCAAAAAAUUUAGUUUGAUUUUAGAAAAUUUUGCUUCUGCAAUCCUGUCUUGCCACCAACGCGUUCAGUAGAUGGAGAUGGCAGAGGCGAAGGCUAUUUUGUGUUGUUGUUGCUGGUUUAGGGAUCGGUUUGUGAAGAAGAGGGAGAAGAGAGGGGGAAAGGGAAAUGCAUGAGAGGGGGAUAACUCUUUUCUCCGACAAAAAUGGAGUGAAGAAAGGAAUUAUGAUCAGUAAGAAUAUGGUUAUCUUACAUAACUGUGUCUAUUCUGUUUGAAUUGAGCUUGGGAGGUAGUGAUAAGGACGAGCUGCAACCAAUUCAUAGUGAUAAGAGUGCUAUGAACUGUGAUCAUGUCUUAUUUCAAGUUAGAAGGUAGUUUCAGUAUAAGGAUUAUUUAAUUUGACAAGUUGUUUCGUCCAUGAUUCUUGGUAGUUUCAGUGCCAUUCUAGCCAUUGUUUAGUCUGUAAUUUUUGAGAAUUGAUGUGCGAGUAAUGACUUUCACUUAGCUUCAACUAUUAUGUGUGUAUUUAUUGGCAUGUGAUAGAAUUCUCUUUUCCUUUUCUUUGCCAAUUCAGUUUCAUACUCUAAUUGUAUCAUUUGUACAUAGGCAAAUCAUGCUCGAGAUGACAACUCGUUGAUAUGGCUGGUGCAAGGAAUGAAGCCAUCAUUAAAAUUUAGACCGACAACGGGGAGGGAUGCCCAUGACUAAUUCAAUGAUGAUUUAUGAUGGUAUGAUAAAAACUGCAGUCUGCAUCAGCACCAAUUUCUAGGCCUAAGUAAAGUUAUUUAACCCAGAACUCUGCUUAGCGCUAAAAAUUGCCCUCACCCAACCUUUAUCCUGUUUGAGCCACUUCUGAAGAGUCAAGAUAUAUUACUAAUUCUCUCCGUUCGUAUUUUCUUAUUGACUUUUUCUGACCCUUUAGGUUGGGGCGGGUCGGGAAGAAUCGGAUUAGUGGGCCGGUCCUAAUCAAGUGGAAUCCCAAUCCCUUCACUCUCACUUGCUUUCUCUCCCAUUCCACAAGUGGGUAACAUACAGUAAUCCGGCCAACGGGCCGGGUAAUAAGCUAGUGUAUUUAUAAUAGUAAUAACUUUUUACAAUGCACGAGCCAAACAAUUUUCUCAAAACUAUGAUCUACCAACAUAUAGGGGGAAUAUACUCCAAAGGUAAUACAUGUUUGGAGGUUGAGAUUCUCCAAAUAGAUGCAUUUGUCCGAUUUGUGUAUUAUCAUUUGAUGUAUUGGUUCAAUGCAUGUAUUAGGAAAAUACUUUGUUUGGAGGGGCAACGAUGAAACAAAAAGUAGGGUAGACAAUCCCUUGUUGGUAGAGAUUGAUAAUCAUAAAUUUUGAGUAAUUAGAGGUGGGCCUAACAAAAAGGGUAAUACAUGCAUUGUAACUCAAAGUGAAAAAAAAAAACUCAAUCUUAUCAUUACAUGUAUUUGCCAAAUACGCCACUUCAAAUCUCAACCUCCAAACGACCCCUAUAAUCUCUUUUCCUUUUUAGUUGUAAUGGAAUGAUUUGCCAAUCAACUACCGCGACAUUCUUAUUGGUCAUUUAUCUCCUCAAAUUUGAUAGGCUAGAAAUCACAUAUGUACAAAGGAACACAACUGUACUAAAUGAUCGAUAAUACAAUAGAGUUUAACACUUCAACAAUCACCUUGAGCUUAUGACACGUCUAUACUUUUAAGCAUGAGGUAUCAGCCUUGUGAGCUUAUUACAUUAACCUAUACGAAAAAAAGAAGGAAAAAAUGGCUUCCGGGUUUUAGCUGUUUGUAUGUGUAAAGAACCCGUUGAUAAGUAAUUCGACUUAUUUAGAGAUAUUUAAUUAAUAAUAAUUCCAAUACCACAUACACUAAUAGUAUGGAAAUCCCUAUAUCAUCGAAAAGCCUGGCUAGCGAUCAAGAAUUGUUAAAUGCACAACACAAUAUAAAUUGGAUGAUAAUCAAUGACGUGUAUGAAAAUUGUGGCGAGAAUAAACAAAAAUUUUAUCGAUAAUAAAGGUUGGUUUGGGUGGAUUAAUCGUUAAUGUGACACUUGUAUAGUCAAAUAACUCGUUAAUUAUUCAUGUGGUAUCUGAGUAGUAAGUUUUCUAAAGUAUCUCGUUUAAUUGAACUGUUCAUAUGUGCUUUUGACGAUAACAAAAAAAUAAAUCGAGUUAUUUCCAAAUACCUUAAGGUAAGAGUUAUUUUUUUGCUCAAGGCUCUAUGAAAUGUGAAGUGCUGAAGGGGCGAGGCGAAACUCUUACCGUUUUGAUCCCCUGUUUUUUCAGUUUAGUCUUUUUAGGCCCCGCAGUUAUUUUCCCUCAUUGUCUUUGUUGGGCUUUGUGUGGUUCAGUUUAAGAUAGGUAAUAGGCUUAAUUGCAAGUUUGGUCACUCGAAUUGCUAAAAAAUUUCACGUUUGCCACUCAAAUUGAUUUAUUCCAUUUAUAGUCACUCGAAUUAGUUGAACGGUCCAAGUUCGGUCACUCUCCAUUAACCUCCGUUAGACUCCGUUAAUGACGACCGUUAAGUGAUGACGUGGCUAACAGAAAGACACAGUCAGCAUAUUUUAACAUUAAAAAACGACGACCCGACCCGCCAGCUCAGCCUUACCCGCCCUGUCAGCCAUUCUUGCCCAACCCGCGAACCAACCCAAUUAAUUGACCCUGAACCCAAACCCGAGACCCAACCUCCCUGAAAAGUAAAUAAAAAACAGAUGAUUAGGACACUUUCCCUUUCCAUUUUCGUCCUCUCAUCCUCCCGCGCCGCUUCUCUACAUCGCACACCAUUGAAGAUUAUUAUAAGAAAACCAAUAGAUUAAAUUUUUUGACGUUAUCCCCUACUCGCAGCCCCGCACCAACCAAAUCAAUGGCCCAUGGGCCAAUGACCAUAAGAAAAUAAUAAUAAUAAAUCAAUGACCGCCCUGUCCACACCAACCAAAUCAAUGACUCAUGGCCCAUGGGCCAUGGCCAUAAAAUCAUAAUAAUAAAUCAACGACCAUGAAAUGAAGUCGGCAACCAUAGCCAUAACUAUAAGUCUAUAGCCGAACCGAAUUUAUUUAAUUUAAUAAUGAUAUAUAGGCGGACUUGGCAUGAGCAGAUCAGCGCCCUGUCCAUUUCCAUCUCUCCCUCUCCGCGGCCGCGUCCCCAACUCGGAAGGGCCACGGCUAUGUCCGACUCAGUCACUCUGUGAACUGCCUCGGUGUCUCGCCUUCUUCCAAUCGAGUUUCUUUAUAUUUCGCUUUCCGUUGAAAUCCAUCCAUUCACUUCCCCAAUCCCCAAAAAAAACCCACACACCCUUUGCUUCUUCCUCCCUCCACUCACUCAUAAAUAUCCCUCUCCGCUCUUAUCCCAAUCUUCCCUCCUUCAUUCCCAGAUCCCCCUCUCCCUUUUGUCUCCCCAUGUCAGCUCCUUCUACUACCGCUCCCCACUAGCUAACAAACCCAUAAACCUCCCAUGGCGGUUCCAGCUGUCAGACCCCAACUCCUCUGCCUCCUCCUCUUCCUCGCCAUCACCGCCGUUCACUCCCGAUUCCUCUCCUCCUCCAUUUCCAACCCGUCUUCCGAUCUGGUCUCUGAUGGCAUUCACGACGGCAUCCAGAACCGUACGAACUCUUACUAUCAUCUCCUCCUCAACUCGUCGGAGGAGCCGGAGACCGAGUCGUGCGAGCAAUCCUAUGGCUUCAUGCCCUGCACAACCACAGCCCUAGGAAACAUGUUCUUGAUUAUCGUCUAUGGCUACCUCAUGUUCCUCGCCGCAACUUACUUGUCCAGCGGCAGUGAGCUCUUGCUCGAGAUUCUGGGGCCUGGGAUUGUCGGGGGUCUCUUCCUCCCUGCUCUCGGCGCGCUCCCUGAUGCUAUGCUCAUCAUGGUGUCCGGGCUUUCGGGGAGUGUUGAGACUGCUCAGAGUCAAGUCUCCGUUGGGAUGGGGUUGCUGGCUGGGUCGACUGUCAUGCUGCUUACUUUGAUCUGGGGGACUUGCAUUCUUGUUGGCAAAUGUGAUAUCAGGGAGACUGAUUCUAUCGCUAUUGAUGGUCAGGACACCAAAGGGAUGCACUUAACUAGUAGUGGUGUCAGUACUGAUAUCUGGACUUGCUAUGCUGCCAGGAUAAUGGCUAUAUCUGUUAUUCCAUUCGUUAUCGUUCAGUUCCCGCAAAUGAUUCAUUCAACUGCUGGAAGGCAGGUGGCUGUCUUGAUUGGACUUGUUGUAUCUGUUUCGAUGUUCAUUUCGUAUUGUCUCUACCAGGUCUUUCAACCUUGGGUUCAGAGAAGAAGGCUGGCUUUUGCAAAGCACAAACAUGUGAUAUCUGGGAUUUUGAAGCAUUUGAAACAACGGUCCCUGGGAAGGCUUUUGGACGAUGAUGGUGAACCUGACAGAGAAGUCAUAAGAAAGUUGUUCGGAACAAUUGACGUAGAUAAAGAUAAUUAUGUCUCGGCAUCGGAAUUGAAAGCAUUGAUCAUCGGAAUUACUUUCGACGAGAUCAAUUUCGAUAGGGAUGAUGCUGUGGCUAAAGUAAUGAGCGACUUUGAUUCAUCACUUGAUGCGAGGAUCGACGAGAAUGAGUUUGUUCAUGGGGUAACCAAGUGGCUUAAUGAGGCAAAACGAGGAGCAGGAUCUAUUACUGCUCCUGAUGCUGGUCCUAGGACAAUGAAGUUCAUAAACGAUUAUCACUUGCAAACAAAGAAAGAGCAUACAUUGCUGGGAGCAGGGGAAGAAACCGAGCAGAGUGAUGAGGUCAUUGAAGAAGUGGAGAAUCCAAAGUGGAUCUCUUUUAAGGCGGUGUUGAUGUUGAUGUUGGGGACAGCUAUUGCAGCUGCAUUUGCUGAUCCGCUGGUGGAUGCUGUUGACAAUUUUUCUGCCGCAACGAGUAUCCCCACAUUCUUCAUAUCAUUCAUUGCUCUGCCUCUGGCCACCAAUUCCAGCGAAGCAGUUUCAGCUAUCAUAUUUGCCACCCGUAAGAAGUUCAGAACUGCCUCUUUGACAUUCUCCGAGUUAUAUGGCGCGGUGACCAUGAAUAACGUCCUCUGCCUGUCGGUGUUCUUGGCAAUUGUUUACAUCAGAGGAUUGGUUUGGGACUUCUCAUCUGAGGUGCUGGUCAUUCUCAUCGUGUGUCUUGUGAUGGGCGCCUUCGCUAGCUUCCGCACCACAUUCCCUCUUUGGACAGCUUCGAUUGCCUUCCUGCUCUACCCAUUCUCACUGGCACUGGUCUAUGUUCUUGAUUAUGUCUUCGGUUGGUCGUAGAGUCCUCUGGAGGCGAAAUGGAUCACUGACUGAAAGCUACUUAUGGAUAGUUUGGUUCUGCCAUUUGAGUUGGAUGUUAUUAUGUAAACUUGAAAAGACAGACGUUUAUGGGUCUUUGAGGUACAUUAUGUUGUGUCGGAGAUGUGAUAUAUAUGAGACGCUUGUAGUCGCAUUACUCGCUGUGAUUUUGGGGCAGAUUAAGCUACAUAUGUAUGGACUUUUAGUGUAUGAACUUAUGUGUUUACCUAAAGACUAUUGAUUAUCUGGAGAAUAAUGUAUGUUCAUGUAUAGAGAAGAUCCACAUUGCGACCGAGCGCCCUAAAAAUUGAGUGAAAUGAUUACGAAUUGCGAGUUGCAAACAAGUGAUAAUAUGUUGUGUCUUGUUGCGUCGCAUGACAUGAGUAAUGUCGCAACUAGUUAGUGAUGAACAAUUACAAAUUGGUCCGUUCUUUACGAGCAACGAUUACCGUUCAUAUCGAGACGAACACCCAAAGUAAAGGUGGCUGGGUGAG
This is a messenger RNA of Linum trigynum, 7106 nucleotides long. Lineage: Eukaryota; Viridiplantae; Streptophyta; Magnoliopsida; Malpighiales; Linaceae. The record is from the annotation of a GenBank genome assembly.